Messenger RNA from Bactrocera neohumeralis, 1541 nucleotides. It is a transcript of the gene Lsd-1, whose product is annotated as lipid storage droplets surface-binding protein 1. Gene Ontology annotation, biological process: positive regulation of triglyceride storage; lipid storage. The transcript has 7 exons. Gene Ontology annotation, cellular component: cytosol; lipid droplet. The record is from RefSeq and is a predicted model, not a curated record. Bases 195 to 1409 code for a protein of 404 amino acids. NCBI's taxonomy places the organism in Eukaryota, Metazoa, Arthropoda, Insecta, Diptera, Tephritidae.
GCGACUUGCAAGCACAACGCCAAGCAGUCGACUCUUAGUCUUCAUGUAGAAAUAUACAGAUUCAUUUUCGGGCGGAUGUCAAUAGAAAUAUACGAUUGAAAACGGAAAGUGACAAACAAAGAAUUCUGCAAAGAAUUAAUGUGUUGGUUUUGUCGUGGAGAUAAAAAACAAACCAUUAUACAACUAUUUUCAUAAUGGCUAAUGCACCAAUCAGCAAACUGCACUUAGAAUCUGUCGAUAGAAUUGUCAGCAUUCCAUUGGUCGAGACAAGUUUUAAGCGUAUCGAGGAUCUGUAUGGCAAAGUUAAACACAAUAAUCGGCUAUUUAAUUGGUAUUUUGAAACCGCUGAAUCUACAAUUUUUGCCGCCUAUGAGUCUGUGCAGCCGGCAGUCAAACUUUUCGAAGCGCCUCUGAAGCAUCUGGAUGGCGUUAUGUGUAAAAGUUUGGACUUAUUGGAACAGCGUAUACCACUCGUUUAUUUGCCACCAGAAAUGAUGUAUUGGAAUACAAAGGAAUACAUGUCGGACCAUCUUGUGCGGCCGGUGUUAAAGCGCGCCGAUUCCGUCAAACAGAUCGGCAGCACUGUGUUGGAAAGUUCACUAACAGCAUAUGCAGCGGAUCGGCUAGACGAAGCCUUCACUGUUGGGGAUAAAUUCGUGGAUAAAUACUUAGUGCCUCUGCCAGGCGAUCAAACGGAUGCACCAGCCGAUGAAGAUAAGAGUGCUGUCGCUGAAAACGAGAAAGGCGCCAUUAAGGCAAUACAUCACGGUCAACGAUUCUCACGCAAGCUUAAGCGUCGCCUAACCCAGCGCACCCUCGCCGAAGCAAGAGCCUUAAAGAAACAAAGCAGAGAAGCCAUUAAUAUACUCAUCUAUGCAGCCGAGUUGAUUGCAACGGAUCCAAAGUUGGCUCUACAAAAAGCCAAAGAACUUUGGGACUAUCUGAGUGAAGACGAGCCAGAAAACCAAGCCAGGCCAGUCAGUUUGGAACAGUUAAUUGUCUUAUUGACACGGGAGUCAGCUCGACGUUUAGUGCAUCUUGUGAAUUUUAGUGCAAACAUCGCUUCAAACCUCCCAAAAAAGUUGUCCCACACCACCACUGAGGUCGUUCAUCACAUUAUAAUUCUGAAUAACCGCAUUAUUAGCAUUACGAAAUUGGAUAAGGUUAAAAAUAUGUCCAAGCAAGAAGCUGAAUCACUAAUUAAGCGCGCCUUGACCUUCUAUGGUGGUCUUCAAAUCAUCACUAAUAGCUAUUUGGAACGCUUAGCCACUUUUCUCUCUGGUCGCAUAGAGGCGGAAAAGGUAACUGUCACUGCUAUCGCAUCUAACGCAUCCUCGUCCAACGCAAGACGACGAAUCGAACCACAGGACAAUAGUGUUCCUGUUCCACAUAUAAAUGGCGUCUACUGAGAAAUAGAAUUUAUUAUUGCUGUCGUAUUUUUGUUUCUAAUCAUCGACUUUUAUUUUUGCUUUCAUAUUCGUACUAAUACAUAAGGUAACAUAAAAAACCGUAAAAUAAAUGAGGCGUCUUAAUAAACCUAA